Messenger RNA from Lithohypha guttulata, 1386 nucleotides. RefSeq lists its product as uncharacterized. Lineage: Eukaryota; Fungi; Ascomycota; Eurotiomycetes; Chaetothyriales; Trichomeriaceae. The transcript has a single exon. The record is from RefSeq and is a predicted model, not a curated record. Bases 1 to 1386 code for a protein of 461 amino acids.
AUGGAUACGAGUGUGGCUAUUAACGACCUCAAACAUGCUUUCGAAAACAGAUCUUUCUUUCAGCUGGGAGAUAGGGAAGUCCUUGGCCUUCUGCAUUCAGCAUACUAUACUGAGAUCUCAUAUUUGACAUCUGCGUAUUUUGCUGGAUGUCCUGCUGCCACCAGCCCUCGAACUCGCUCGCCGUCCGAAGUACUUUACGGCACCAAAUAUCCAGAAGUUGACAGGACUCUUACCGGCCUCCUGGCCUUGCGGUGGAUCGAGAAGAAUGCUUACCAUUAUUUCACCCAGAAUCAGUCAUCAUCAACCAGACUACGUUAUGAAAGUUUCAAAGAGCUACGGGAAUACUUCCACGCACACACACGGCGCUUCAUGAACCAUGAUAUCGUGUUCACGCUCGUUACAAUGCAGGUGACAAACGAUUUGGGCAAGUCGGCCCAACUGAAAAUUGACCUUGAGGGACAUCUGCCAAGAGGUGUUCCGGUCAGCAGCAAUCAUGACAUGAUGAUGUUGCAGAUCCUUGAGCUCGAUCAAAGCGCCAAGCUGAUACCGUCUUUUAGCCAUCUCCGUCCUGAUCUCAGGAAUGCUGCAUACGAGUCGAUACAUUUGUCUGCAGGAUUCAACCCAGGACAAUUGGUACAAGGUGAGUGUGCUCCCGCAGCCUUGACGAUCCUUACCAAGCUCGACUUGAGCGAACGAGAUCUACACCUGAAAUUCAUGGAGCUCUUCCUUGAUGUCGCAGGAGCUCGGGGUCAUGUGAACCAUGAAGGCUCCUUGACAAUGACCGAAGCAUGCUACCAAGACUACUGCCUCGUACGCGAUGUUUCGCUCAAAGUCGCUAGUGGGGCCAUGAGUCCUUGGGAGGCAUACAAGGCAGUUCUUCGAUCCAAGACCAAAGCCCUGCAACAAUCAGGCUGGCGCGUGCCAAAGGGGUUUGACCUUGCAAGAGAUGCCGCCGCAAUCGCCAAAACUCGAAUUUUCUGCAUGGCACGAGUAAUUGACGCAGAAACAGCCGACCUAAUCAACUGUGUCUACGAGAACCUAACUGUCAGGAUUCGAGAAGCUCUCGAAGAAGGACUAUGUAGAUAUGGCACAGUCGACAGACCAGCCGUACAGCCGACCUACAUGCCUGCCAUGUUUGCGAAUCUGAAAUCGCACGCACAUCCAGCUCAUGCUUUUGCAGCUCUGCUGACGUAUCUCGCGCAGGUUCUGACUCUGACGCGGGAUGAUCUAGCGCAACUCGAGCCAGGUACUGUUAUCGUGGAGCGGGACGUACGUGAAAUUCUCGAGAAUUGCAUGAGGUCUGAUAUGUUUUUGAGAGAUCCUCAUGCUGUGGUGAAUGCAAGCACGUCAUUACCUGCAUUACAGGUAUUACAGAAGACCCAUUGA